AUGGCCUCGUACGGGCUCUUGGGCCAGCCAGAGGAAGAUGCCCUCCACAAGUCGCGUCUCCUCAACGUUGAAGAAAAGCCUUUCAAGCGCAUCGCCAAGCGACUACUGAAUCCCGAAUCACUCAUUUCCGACUCGUCUUUACCACUGACGCCCCCUCCCGACGAGUCCGAUAUCGACCCCAGCACAGGCGCGGACGCCAAGCGACAAAAGCGUAUUGAAGAAUGGAGGACAUUUCGCGAGGACGUCGCGUUGGAUUUUGCCGCUUUUGAAGGGAGCAUUGCCCGCAUUCAAUUCCUCCUCACCAGUAACGAGGCCGAGCGCCAACGAUAUGCGUCAGAGAAACUGGCUAUUCUGGACACGAUGCAGUCUGUGCGUCAAAAUACAAUCGAGUUACGAUCGCAGCUUGAGGAAGCACAAAGGUUGCUUGCGCUGCGCAAAACUUACGAUGACCUGGCCGAUAAGAUCACGAGCAAUCGCUUACUGAAACCCCGCGAGGAUCAGCAGGCGAACUUGCAAAAGCUGCAGAGUGAGAUUACGGAGCUCGAGAAGGAGAGUAAAGAUUAUGCUACAACGUGGGCGGAGCGCCGGGAACAGUUUGGUCGAAUCGUCGAUGAAGGCAUGCAGCUUCGGCGUUUGAUCCGCGAUGAGAAGGAAGAAGUCGAGCGACGGGAAGGGAUGCAAGAAGGCGGGGAUGCCGACGAGGGCGAUGCUACUUCCAAAGGCAAGCCCAGUGCUGCCAACAGUCCGGUGCCGGACGGAGAUGACGCGACCCCUUCGCAGCACAGCCAAGACGAAGGCGGUCGGUUACAGGUCGAGAAAGCCUCCGGGGCCACGGGUGCCGCCUCUCCACUGCGCCAGGCUGUGAGUGCGGAGACAGAGAAGGGCGGUGAAGGGCAAGAGGAUACCAAUAUGGCUGACGAGGGAGAGGUUACCGCUGAGGAUGCGGGAGAGGUUUCAGAGGGACUAGAGGAAGGAGAAGAACUACCGGAUGAGAGAAUGGAUACCUCCUGA
Penicillium oxalicum is the source of this 1011-nucleotide messenger RNA. RefSeq lists its product as uncharacterized. Gene Ontology annotation, biological process: mRNA processing. Bases 1 to 1011 code for a protein of 336 amino acids. The record is from RefSeq and is a predicted model, not a curated record. Gene Ontology annotation, cellular component: THO complex part of transcription export complex. The transcript is spliced from 2 exons. Lineage: Eukaryota; Fungi; Ascomycota; Eurotiomycetes; Eurotiales; Aspergillaceae.